Suillus paluster is the source of this 2796-nucleotide messenger RNA. RefSeq lists its product as uncharacterized. The transcript has 10 exons. NCBI's taxonomy places the organism in Eukaryota, Fungi, Basidiomycota, Agaricomycetes, Boletales, Suillaceae. The record is from RefSeq and is a predicted model, not a curated record. Bases 1 to 2796 code for a protein of 931 amino acids.
AUGGGCUAUAAUGCACACAGCCCACUAGCUUCUACACCUCCUGCUAUUCUAUCCACCACAUCCAGACCCCCAUCUGCCAGUACUUCAAAUUCUCAUAGCACUUCUGCAUUUUAUCAGCCUCCAUCUGCAUUUUCCCAGCCAAAUAGAGCCCCUCACCUUCCCCCUGUUGCAGAGUCACCUCUGGCACAAUUUUCUUGCCCUGCACCUCUGCUUACUACUUGCAUGCCUGCUACUUCGUCAUCUUCCCAGCCUGCUAUAUCUUCAUUGUCGCCACCUGCAAGUUCUUGGCCAUCUCUUCCGCACUACGCCCCAAUCGCUACUCCAUAUUCUCAUAAUCCACACUUUAGUGCCACUCAAGUUUCACCCGGUUUUGGUGUACCUCACACAGGCAUUCCAAUGUCGACUACAGCUGGUCGCAGUCGCGUUCGUUCUAAUAGGAAAACCACCAUGCCAUACAGUGUCUCCAAACCAGUGAAGCAGGUCUCCGAGAAACAGGUUGAUAUUGUCAUUUUCCCUAAUGAUAUUCACGCUGCACCUGCAGCUCCUGACAGUAUUGACGACAUCUUUGAGGAUACUUACCUUCAUUUUCCCCGCCGCAUUCAUGUUGGGGAGCGACUCGCCUCUGACCUGAAUGGCCUGCAAGAUUUUGGCCUCGUGCACCGCAUAACUCUUACUGCAUCCUCACGCAAUGAAAUCAUAAUGAACCAACCUGAAUGCUCUUUUGAUCUUGAUGCAUCUGCGCCCAACCGCGAGUUUCGGAUCCAGUUUCAACAUCUUCCAUUUCGCCUUCUUAAGAUCGGCUACCAGAUGCCUAAAGGGCACUAUCUGUCCUUUGACACCACUGAAACAUGGCAAGACUAUACCUUUCAUGCACUAUCCAAACGUGUCAAUCGAAUCCAGCACCCCACCAAUCCCAAUGUAGGAUUGCUUAUUAUCUGUCCUAAGUAUGGGCCUCUUAUUGGACCCAUCCAGCAGCACAGCACCCAGCAUCAUAUGUGUUUUGCUGAUCGAGCAUUCAAAAUCCUCAUUGAUGCAGAUGAGGAAGAGUUAGAGUAUCAAGGCUUGGAACCUGGCGACACUAUUCCUGUUGAUCCGAUUGAUAGCGAUGAAGAUUUGUAUGCACCUCCGACAAUUCCCAGUACUCCUGACAAUCAGCCCAAUGUGCUUCCCAGUAUAUCCUCUCCAGCUACCUCGCUUUCGUCUAUCUCAAGUCCUUCACUUAAUUCCCUGCCAGCCCUUGUGAACCCUCAGACGUCUUUCCCUACUGUCAUCGACCUGACACUGCCAUCCCCCAAUCAUUCCUCGCACUCACCCCCACAUUCACCCAUUGUUCACCAUCACUCUGUAUAUGUGUCACCCACUCCGCCUCCUUAUGAGACCUUACUCGAGGUCGAUAAUGCCAUAAUGACGGCCUUUGACAGCAAAGUCGAGCACAGCAUGGUCCAUGUCCGUGGUCCAACUGUCAAAGCCUGUGCAGAGGGCUUGAUAGAUUUUUUAUGUCAACAGCAGCGCAAUUCCGACACACCAUAUGCACGCUCCUACUAUGUCAAUGAGCGAUUUUCUAUCCGGCCCCAUAAUCAGAAGCUGUCUGACAUGUUCGGAAAACAUUGGAUCUUUCGUGUUGGGUAUGAUGGCGCCCAUGAUGCUUCUGGUGAAGGCGUCAUGAGACAGGUAUUAACAGAGGCCCUCAUGCUGUGCUUGAGCGAAUCCUAUGGAAUAACCCAGAUUCUCGAUAAACAUGGCUUUCAUGUUCUGCACAUCCGUGACUUUCCCACACCUAGCGACAUUGAGUGUGCCUUUGCAUUGGGAGCUGUGUGCACUAUGAUGAUGAUAUGUGGGCACAUUGCACCUGAUCCCAUCUCUCCUGCCUUACUCAUCACUGCCUUCGCCGGUGUGGAAGCUCUUGCUGAUAAGUGUUGGGUCGGGGCAUUAUUUCCUGAUCAUUAUGAUGAUCUUGGUCUCCUUCCCUCCUCACCAUGUGAUCUGACCUCUUCCACCAUUUCGGCCUCCCAAAGGACUUGCCUUCAACGCUUCAUACAGGGUACAAUUGAUUCAUCAGUAUCCCGGUUGGCACUUCUCAGCGAUGAGCAAUGGCCAGCGGUUGUUCUUUCCCUGCACACUAGCACAUUAUUAGGGAUCAAACCUGAGGCGCUUUCAAGUUCCCAGCUUUUCAAGGCUUUUCAGGCUGGCAUUGACAUUCAACUGAGCACAACGCACAAAUCAGUAAUCGAGAUGUUGAAAUUGUCCUCCAAGUGGCUCUUAUCGCAUUGCUAUCAUCGGCGCAUCACUAAUGGAGAGCAAGUAAUAAGCCAUCUGGACUUUGUUGUGUGUGGUGAUCCCACGUUUGAAUCUGCAACCGCUCCUCCUUUAGUGGUGCAGCUCCGGUCUGUUUUCGAGCACUAUUUCUGUGGCAUUGGACAUCCACCGCACCCUCAAAUGGCUGAUCUGGUCAAUGAGGCUCAACGGGACAUUGAUAAUGCUGACCCUGCCUAUCGUGCCUGCCGCUUUGUGAAGCUUUUGAGUGGAGUUACCUUGCUGCCUCCACCAGGGCAAGAUUUCACUAUUUAUGUCCAUCAAACAAUCCCAGAGACCGUCUGCUUUGCCGGUCAAUAUCAUCGCGACAACGGUCUGUUGCCUCCAAGCAUACAUGCGUGCAACUACAGUAUGGACGUGUGGUUCAACAGAAAGAUGAUGCCUAUUCUGGGUAAAUCACCUCUCAGUGAUAGCGAUAUUGCUGAAUUGGAGUUUAUGCUUCAUUGUGUCAUUUUUGAUGCUGGUCAAGACAGCUUUACCUAA